Messenger RNA from Musa acuminata subsp. malaccensis (wild Malaysian banana), 1407 nucleotides. Its product is annotated as putative invertase inhibitor. Lineage: Eukaryota; Viridiplantae; Streptophyta; Magnoliopsida; Zingiberales; Musaceae. Gene Ontology annotation, molecular function: enzyme inhibitor activity. The record is from RefSeq and is a predicted model, not a curated record.
ACAUGAUGAUAGAACAUGCUUUUAACUAGUAUUGAUUGGCAGGAUAUCAUUUCUUAGCUGCAUUUAUAUUUCCAUGAAUCUAAAUUAUCUUCCUGUCAUCUUUGUGUCCCAUGUGAAAUGCAUGGAUACAUAAAUGAGUCGCAAUGCCAUAAAUUUCUUUGGCAGCCAAAGCCUACAUAGGCCACAUCCCAAGUUUGUUUUCCUUAGCUGAACUCCGCAAAUGAUCUCAAGAACUUGUACCAAUGUUUCAUCCUCCAAUUCGUGUACCUUUUCUUGGUGUCAAAUAAUGUAUACAAAUUCAAGUAAAUAUUAUUGCCUUGAGAUCCAAAUUCCUUUCCAUGUUCAUUGUUUUCUUCAAUUCUCAUAUUUCUUCUUUGUUAUAAGCAUAAUAAAAGUGUAAAGCAUAUACCCAAAAUCUUAUACAUAUAACAUUAGAAUAUAUAAAUUUGGUCACUAAAUCAUAUUUUGCAUAUGCUUUUAUUCUCCUCUUUCAUUACCAUGCUAAUAAUUAGUGAGAAUAUCUAAACAUAUAUUUAAAUGUAAAAAAGAUACUCCCACACUCAGUAUGUGAACACUAGACUCGCUAUUUGUGUAUAUGAACUGUUCAAUGCCUCUCUCCCCGUAGAACACCUGCACGCCUUCCCCGAAAGAAGAGGUCUCCACCACAGUGUUCAUAAGCAGCCUUCUGCUCUCUGUGCGCCGCCCCCACCCCCCCCCAUGAGCCCCGCCAUGAAGCCACUUCUCUACCUCUACCUCGCCAUCUUCCUCUCCGCCCCGUAUGCCUUCCCCGCCGCCGUCCAGCAGCAGACGUGCGGCAGCCCCGCCACCGUCGAGGACGCCUGCAAGGCCGUCGUCGACACCCAGCCGGCCGUCGGCUACGACUUCUGCGUCUCGUCCCUCGGCGCCGCGACGUCGCUGGUCAAGCCCACCGACCUGCACGAGCUGGCGGCCACCGCGGCGAAGCUGGCCAUCUCCCACGCGACAGCCACCGAGUCCAAGAUCGAGGAGCUGAUGGACCUGGAGAACGACGCCACCGUGAAGUCCUGCUUCAACACCUGCCUGGACGUGUACACUGACGCGACCGACCGCUUGAGGGACGCCCUCGACAACCUCUCCGCCCGGCUCUACCAGAAGGCGAUGGCGCAGCUCGACGGCGCCAUGGACGCGGCGGACAAGUGCGAGGAGGCGUUCAAGGAAUCCAAGGGAUCGUUUCCUUUGGCGUCCAUGGACAAAGACUUCAGCAGGUUGGCGAGCAUUGCCCAUGGCAUCAUCGUCUCCAUCGAGUGAUCCUCUACUUCAGUCAUUCACGUGUUGGAUCUGCCCCUCUUUUUCUUUUCUUUUUUCUGUUUAUUUAAGGGUGUAAGAGAGUAAGAGUUCAUGUUUUCUAGCAAUAUUGAUGCAGUUCGU